CUGCACGUUUUUAGUUGUCUCGGUUAUUUAUUAAAUACAUGAAUGAUACAUUAACAUGGUAUAUAUGUCAAUAAAAUUCAUGGUAACUUCGUGACGUUGUAGGAUUCAGAUAUCCAGACCAUAAAAUUCUCCAAAGUAAUAGAAAUUAAAAAAUUUGAAUCUAAUAGUACAAUUAUUGUCCUUUGAAUUUAAUUACCUUACAAGCUUCGAUCCUUUUAUUCUUGUUUCCAAAUCUGUGUAUCAAUUGCAGAUUUCAUAGUCAUCGUACUAGUUUAUAAUAAGUACACUACGAGUUCCACAGGAAAAAACUCACAUGCUGCAGAGACAACUUAUAGUAGUUCUUCCAAGUGGACGUCCACAGAGGAAAUAAACGAUUUCUUUUUAGGAAACAUGGCAAUAGAGAAACAAAGUAUAUACUGCACGCAAUUAUUAAUUCUUUAUGCAACCAGAGACAAGACUUGACUGAUCAUUCCGAGAAACCGUCUCCUGCACCCUUUUUCAAUUUCUGAUGACUGUAGCUACUGUGUCUCCUAGAAAUACAUAAUGUAUCGAAAAAGGGUGAUUCUCAGUCGGUUGAAAACACUUGUAGCACUUAUUCCCUGUCCCUCGUUAAUAUUUAAUAGUUCAACAUCCGCGUAAUAUUUUUUCUUGAAGGUAAAUAGACAUGAUAUAAGCUUCUCCAUAAAAUAGAAAAGAAAAUAUUAGUAAUACAGGAGGGUUGAAAUAGCAUUCAUGAAAUGUGUAAUGUCAGUUGCAAUUUUCCGGCAUCAAUAAUUGCGAUGACAAAGUGUUCUGUCUACUCGAAGACCGUUUCUGAAAUAAACGAUAAGCUACGGAGAUGUCGUCAGUUCGUAACUGUUACUGAAGAAUGUGGAUAGAUUUUAGUUUUUGGAUCUUCUGAAAUUAUUCGAGUAACCAGUGCACCAAAAUUUCUGUGUUCGCGUCUCAUGAAACGAAAAAUAAAAUCUUGUCAAACAUCUUAACUUUUGCUCUUACAAUUUUACAUAAAGAUUUUCCUCUUACAACUUUGUGGAUUUACUCGAAAAAGCAUGGAAACAUUACGGUGGACUCGUGUCAUGCUCAGCUUGAGUGGCUGUUGCUUAGAAUUCUACAUUUACACGCCUCUUCAGAGGUUUCUGUAUCAAAUUUACACGAUUGUGGCGAAAAUGCUUUUGUACAGUCUACUCAUCCUUCAAACACUAGACAUUGUACUCAUCGUCGAAAAUCGAGACGAAUUUACGGAAAAUAUCGCUAUUACGUCUAUGGCGUUCAACGCCCUCAUGAAGAACACUAUGAUGUCUACGCAUCGUGCGAAUAUUUUAACUUUAAUCAAAAGACUGGAGAGAAAUUAUUUUCUGCCUAUCACUAAACAGGAGAUGGAGAUUCGAUCGAGGUUCGACAGGAUAAUCGAAUCGACUUCGAAGGCAUAUACAGCACUACUCGGCUUCUUCGCGUUCUUAGUACUCUUCAUGACAAUAGUUAUCGGCUUCAACAAAAGAAAAUUGGUUUUCCGAAUGUGGCUACCGUACAACUACUCGUCCGCACGUCUCUACAUACUCACCAGCGUGUAUGAAGUCAUGGUCACCUCGUACGGUGUUUCGGUAUCCAUUGCUUGUGAAUGCCUCUACACCGGACUGAUACUUCACGUUUGCUGUCAGUUCGAGAUCCUCGAACAUCGUUUCAAAAUGCUGAACACGAAUCCUGUCUACACGGUGAACCAGUGUGCUUCUCAUCAUCAUCUCAUAUACAAAUACGCGGAAGCUGUUAACGAGGAGUUCAAGGGAAUCGUGUCGUUCCAAUUUUUCAGCAGCAUGUCGAUGAUAUGUCUGACUAUCUACCAAUUGCCGUAUGCAGAGAACUCUGCGACGUUCUUGGCGACAGCGAUGUUCUUGAUGUGCGUGUUUUUGCAGAUAUUUUAUUACUGUCUUUGCGGCAAUGUAGUGAAAGCAAAGAGUGCCGAAUUUCCUGACGAAAUUUUCAGCAGCGGCUGGCCAUCGUGGAACGAUAGCUCCAAGAAGGUUUUAUUGAUGGUCAUCAGACGUUCGAAAACUCCCAUCGAAUUUACUAGUAUGCAUAUUGUGACUCUGAGUCUGGAGUCAUUCAUGUCGCUGCUGAAAACCUCUUACUCCGCGUUUAACCUCAUGUCAACUACUCGGUAA
This is a messenger RNA of Megachile rotundata (alfalfa leafcutting bee), 2159 nucleotides long. RefSeq names its product odorant receptor 10-like. The record is from RefSeq and is a predicted model, not a curated record. Gene Ontology annotation, biological process: sensory perception of smell; detection of chemical stimulus involved in sensory perception of smell. Lineage: Eukaryota; Metazoa; Arthropoda; Insecta; Hymenoptera; Megachilidae. Gene Ontology annotation, molecular function: olfactory receptor activity; odorant binding. Gene Ontology annotation, cellular component: plasma membrane.